AUGCCUGGACUAGGACAGCGUCGCAAGAUCCAGCUUCCGGACGUCCAGGCUGCACCACUACCACCGUCGUCGCCUAUGCUGGACUCUCAUGGAUAUGUACUAUCGGAGGCUAUUCCUCUGAAGAGUCACUCUGCCCAUGGGCGAGGAUCUGAUAGAAAAAGCGGCAAAUUGGGGAGCAAGGCUGAAAGUGUAACCCAGAAAGCCUUGAAUCUCACUUGUUCGAGUGCUUACGAAGUUCUCAUGGAGCGGGAAGAGGAAGAAAUCCAAGUUCACGAAGACUAUGACUUUAUUGAGCAAAUCGGGCGAGGGUCUUCCAGUACAGUAUGGCGUGCCGUUAGCCGUGCGCCGGGUCCUACCACUACUGUCGCCAUUAAGGAGUACAUGCGGAGUGGCGAAGGCGAAAUGGAGUGUUUUGCUGAGCGUGAGUUCGACAUGCUACGAACACUACAUCAUCGUAAUAUUGUACGGCCGGUGAACCUCUACUUGGGUGAGAAGAUCUAUCUCGCUCUCGAAUAUGUGCCUGGGAAAACUCUAGAGGAGAUACCGGGUCCAUAUUCUGAAGCGGCGUGUCGCAAUGUGUUGAGGCAGCUCUUGAACGCUUUGUUUUACCUACAUAGUAGUAAACAUAUUUGUCAUCGAGAUGUGAAGCCAUCGAACAUAGUCGCGGUGGAGCCCAGCAGGCUGGAAAUGUCUCUCAUUGUACUUAUAGAUUUCAACAUCGCCAGUCAAUUCCAAUCCACACCGAUUGGGUUUUCCGACCAGCCUUGUAUUCGUGGUGAGGAGGGUUCGGCAGUGUCUAGCGCUACUUCUACUAGCGGAAUGAUAACGCCGACUGGCACUUGUGGUUACAUGGCACCUGAGGUCUUCGCCGGUGGCAAUGGCGAGGCUCUUCAUGAGGACGGUCAGAAUGAGCAGUCUCCUUUGACUCGGUACUUGUCGAGGCACCAAGGUGUAUCCUCUGGGUCGUCCUACAACGAGAAGGUCGACGUUUGGUCGGCUGGACAGGUUUUGAAGCAUAUGCUACAAGACGGUGAAGGGAGGAUGGCAAGUAAUGUCUCCCCGGGUGGUGUUGAGCUCAUGGAGGCCAUGACUGCGUCCGAUUCAGUGAGUCGGCCAUCGGUCCAGCAGUGCCUGGUCCACUCUUGGCUGGUAGAAACCACAGAGUAUGAGGAUGCUAUGAACGCUGUUCGACGGUCACGACGUGAGCAUAAGAGUAAAACUACUACAGCACAGUUUGCUUUGAACAAGACGGCGGCAUUGUUGGAGGAGCGUAGAGCGGCGAGGGCCGCUUGUCGAAUGCAGGCAAUUCUAACUGCCGCUGUGUGCGUUACUCUCAUAGCCUUCGUUUUCCCAUCGGCCGUGUACUGGCUUUUGGAAAUUGUGAUGAAAAUCGUACUGAGGCGGAGUCUAAGUGACUUGUCAUUAAAGCGGCCAUCGGGAGGCGGAGCGGAGGUGGAGAUCAGCACUGCGGAUGAGAAUACGAGGAUCUGGGCCAAGGUCGGCCCGCUUAGUAUCAGUUUUUGGCACUUCGGUUUGGUCAUUCCCUCGAUUGACGUCAAUGUGGACAUUCUCGAGAUUGCCAACAAGGACGGUAAAAGUCCACGAAGAGAGGGAGCAGGGCCGGCGAAUUCUGGCAAGAGUUCCUGGUGGAAGGAGCUCCUUUACAAGAGCUGUUUCAUCAAUAUCGGCAUAGUUAAGGUGAAGUUCACAUUGCCAGGUCAUCAUUUGGGCGUAGACCUCAGCCGAGUGCGGUAUUGGGUUGUUAUAGAGAAGCUAUAUCUCGCCAAGGCCGGCCCCGUGUCUCAACUGAAAUGGAGGUUGAUUCAACUGGACGGUCAGUCUAGUAUAGAGCCCAACCGAUGGGAGGUCCUACGGCUCCCCGAUUGCUCAGUGAAUCUCAACUAUAGUGGGCCAACGCCGGAGGUUCAGAUUGUCGCCGAGGCCCUCCGCGUGGAAAUACCAGUUCUGCUGUACCGGGAAACCCUAUUGGUUUUCGGCCAUCUCAUGUUGAAGCCCGAUCCCGAAGUCUCUGGUGAUGAUCCCGAGAAGGAUGUUAUAGACCCUAGCAUGCCAGCGGUGAACUGUGGCUUCGCUUUGGGCUCCUUGGUCGUGAGCGUGUCGGACCUCGCCGUUGGUCGCUGUGAACUGCUGGGGGAGAGACUCACAGGUGUGCUGCAUUCAGAGGGUAGUUGGCCCGAUUAUGAUAUCAAAAUACCCUCCUUGAGGCUGGACGAUAUCGACUUGGAAGGUGUGCGGAAAACAGCACUCAGGCUGGACCCGGCCGCCGAAGAGCAUUAUGUUGAAGUGCAUGGGCGUGGUAUUUACAUUGACGUGGAUAUGGACCGGCUGUGGGGCCUUAUUGGUCCGGAGAGUUUCGUGGCUUGGUUCAAGGCGAUCGACCAUAUGACUGACGUCUUCAAGUCCAUCAGAAAGCCGUGGAAAAUCGUACGCCGCAACGAGUUGGUGAAGCAGUACUAUGCAUGGGAACUCUGCCGUAGAGCCCCGACCAAGGAGGCAGUACCGUACCGGUAUGUUCCGGACCCAAUAAGGGUGCGCUUGCGUGCACGGUCGGUGGAAAUUCAAAUUGAAGCUGGUCAGCGUCUCGUGGCAGAGAACGGCUUCCUCAUGUUCGACGACCAACUGUGGAAGUUCGUCGUACAUGUGGACAACGCCGUCCUGUACGGGCUUGAUAAUGUUGAUCAAAAGCUCAUCACGGCUAAGGGGAUCGACGUUUGGGUGCCUCUAUCUGUGUUUCCUCAGCUGUCGAGGCCCUUGGGGCCCUUCCCUGUCGUGCCAGAUUUUGUCAAGAACGCCUCUGCCCAGUGGCCAGAGCGUGGGGCCCUACCUAUAGCGGUUCUGUUCAGCGAUGUUGUCACUAAAUUUGAUGACGCUCUCUUCGGGUGCAUCAACUAUCUCAUUGAAGCUGCUGUACAUGAUAUUGAUAGAUUCCCUGAGGUCGUGGAUACGGGCACUCGAGUGUUCUUGGACCCGCCUCAGUUCAAGUCGAUGCUCUUUGUGGGCACAAACGUGGUUGCUGAUUUUCCUAUCCCUGGUAUCCCUCCACUCAAGAUGGGCAGUUUGGAGUUAGCCAUGGGCCCCACCAAGGACAGCAUGCACGUUGCGGUGUGUCGGGCUUCUAUUGCUGGGUGUCUGUACAUGCGGAAUGACAUCCACGUGAAAGUGUCGUGUCAUAGGAGUGACCUCAACGACCCCUUGGAUGACAUAAAGGUCAACAGAGACUGGUGCCGGCCAGCGCCCCGAUACGAAGGGGAGCCUCCUAGGGUCCUUCGAACCCUCCGUUUGUGGGUAACCCAUUUGCCUGAGUGGGUCCGUAAGUCUAAGGACCGCAAUAGGAAGCUGGCUUUGACGGCUGAAUGCAGCGUGAGGGAAGCGGCGCUAUUAGCUGCUGGUGCGGUAGAGGCCUUUCACGCCUUUGACCGUGAAUUCACGAGUACUGGUCCACCUAAAGGGCCGCUGAAGGACUUGGCUGUGGACCUCUGUGGGGCUAUGAGGUUUCUAUUGGGCAAUCCGUCAACGGGUCGAAAGCGACGAUUCAGUUUCGAUGAUGAUGAUGUUCACGAGGCCGAGCCUUUGGAGAAAUCGGGUAUUUGCCUCUCCUCAGAGGCGAUACAUUUUACCUAUUUGGAGGACACUAAGGAGAUGGAGUGCACCCUUACGGCAGUGAUUGUCCAGAUGCUUCCUAAAGUCAUCACGGCCUGUCUACCAGAAGCUCACUUUGCUUUGCUGGAUCAAGGCACGCGGGCUGUUGUGGUAUUGGGCACGGAAUCGGUCAGCCCGGAGAUUGCAGCCUUUGAGAACGCCUUGUCGGUUUCAUGUCGUCUUGGGGAGCUGCAGCAUCUUCUGGAGGACUUGUUGGUUGAGUACGAGUUAGCAUCAGCGCUGGGGUUACAUCCGCCCUCGCCCAAGAGAGCCUCUCGGAGUGGUAGUGAUGGCACUAUGCCGGUGUUGACGCCGUUGGAGGAGCCCGAUCCAGGGCCCAUACCGGAGCCCUUGAGGAUGGUACUCUCGGUCGAGUUCCUCUCUGGGAUGUGCUUCACUUGGGCAGUCCGUGGGCUAGAGCCGCUACAGCUCCUUACGGCUGACCCCAUCUCGGCUCGCUUGGUCUUCAACACCCACGGUGCUACGGGGUCACCAGCCUUGGUCUUGCCAGCUCUUGGUCCCACGCAAGAUCCUAUCCUGGCCCAUUGGCUCACAGAGCCUUGGUGUCUCGAGCAAGGAGCCUCGUCUAGCAGCACUUCUAGUAAGGGUAGCGAGGCUCACUCGUGGGAUAUCGACUCGGUCCUGAUCGGCAAACUAAAUGCCUUUAUGAAAGGGCUCAAGUAUUUGAAGGACCUCAAGCCCGGCCUCAUCGAGAAUGCUGCGGUGUACUCUAUGGGUGAGGGCAUUCUGGACAAGCCCGUGUACGCCCAGUUUGAUGCUGCAUUCACCAACCCUACUAUGAGAUGGGGAGCUGGUUCUUCAAUUUCUCAUGUGAACUCGGUUCAACUCCGCUUGUUGGUGCACAAUCUGCCGAGCUCCCCUGAUGCCAUUCGGGAUACUGUGGACCCUCCGGUGUGCAUCUCUUGGUCGGCCGAGUUUCGGGAUUCAGCAUCAACAGGAAACCAACGGCUCAGCCUGUGUGUCGUGCCCGAAUUCCACAUCCCUAUGGUGCUCCAGCUUAUCGGUUCGCCGGCUGACUUCUAUCAGAUCAAUGGCCAGAACGUUCGGGUGUCGCUGAACCAGUCGGGGAAGAAGAAGAAGCGUUCUCUCUCUCGUACGAUGCAUCGACGUUUGAGAACGACUAGUGUCACCGGCGUGUCACCAAGUGCCAUUUUCGGCAACCUCAGGGUGGCCUUCAACAUUUUACUAUCGGAGAUCACCUGCAAGUGCGGUGCUUGGCGCUGUGGUGCCUCAGAGAUCAGUCUUGCUACUGAUUCCUCAUGUGCCACAGGAAGCAUUGUUGGCUCUAUCCGUAAUGGAGUUAUCGGCUUUGAAGUGGUCCGACCUCAUCGCCUUACACCGGCUUUUGAACGACACUGCGCCUUUUGUACGCCUCGGGACAACCCCUACCCUCUGCGUAACGUCGCACCCUUUGUUGAGAUAGAGGAUAUCACUUUGACGUUGCACUCGAAUCUGGUCCCGACCUUCGGGGCGGGUCGAUGCCGAGUCUCGGAUGAUCCUCACGAAGUCGCCUUGCUCUACUUGGGUGUUCAUGGUACCCGCAUAUCCUGGUCGCCGGUCAUACAACGUUGUAUGCGAAUGACCCUUCUGAAUGUGGAUCAGUUCUUUACUAUGAUGAACAGGUGGAGGGCGCGCUUUGUCGAAGGCCUCAAGUAUCAUGAUAAGAUGCGUCUAGCCGAGGCUUUGGCUCGUCGUCCUGAGGCUGCGCUAAGUCGGGACGAGGGUACUGGUGACGGCCAAGAUGAAGAUGAUGUGGAAGAAGAGCCCCUGCAUGUCCGCAUUGAGAAGGCCUGGAGCGCAGUGAUGCUCGUUGGUCGAAGUGCUUCAGCGGUCCUCAGAGUCAGCGAUGUUCAGCUUAACUGUCAUUACGCUGCGGCUGCUGAUGGCAAGGCGGCGACGAUUGAGCACGAGGACACCUCUACUCUAUCCACAACACCGAGUACCCCGUGUGGUGAGGAGUUCAAGUGUGGUUGUGGACUGUUGGCUGGUCAUGCUGUUUAUGAGGAAGACUAUCGCCCUGGAGAGGGCUGGACUUGGUGGAUUCGGCAACAUACGGAUGAUACUCCCUUGCCACCUCUACCACCAUUCAACCUCUCGGUGGCGGCUGCUAGUAUCGAGGAGAUUCGUCUUGGUGCAUAUCCUUGGAAGCAAAUUGCGAAGGCUAUCAUAACUAACGAUGAGCUUGGCUUUGACGACGACUUGGACAUCAACGAGAGAGAAGAUGACUCUAUUGCUGGCAAGCUCCCUAAUGGGGCUCAGCUGGUGCUUUGUAUUGGUGAGGCUAUUGCCGAGGUCCGUGCUCAUCGUACCAGUACUACCGUGGUCGACAGCAAUAGCAAUCUUAGGGUUACGUUGGCGCUUACUCUGGAUGGUCUACGUGGUCUUGUGGGUUCUACUAAGCCGUAUGGUGUUGCUUGGAGUGGCUCGUAUGGUGACACUCUUACGUCUGUCACGGAGUUGUCUAAGUUUACCCUGCGUGGUACGGCAGACAUCCUGCCUGUUGGCGACUCCAGUGUGCAAGCUUAUGUUGAUCGGAUAUUCUUAGCGGCUGAUGAUCUCUCCUUCCACCAGGUUGUUUCGGUCAUCACGGAAUGUUUGCUAUACCGUCCUGGUACUCAUGAAGAUGAUGACGCUGACACUGGUGACGAUGAGCUUAUCUCUCGCAGUGUCCCGCCGUCGAAUGAGCCUUCUGAUGCGCCAGUGACACUCACUGAGCGAAUAUCGCCUGGCGAGCUGAAAAGGCUCCGGUCGGAGAUCUCAGAUGUGGUAUCAGAGGACUUUGGUGAUGGUUCUCCAUCGGGGUCCAAGUUGGUGAUCGAGUAUUCCGUUGGUGAGCUCACAAUGAAUCUUGCUCACGCCGAUAGUGUAUUCUUGAAGCUCAAGUUGGACGAGGCUGCAGGCACUCACGUAUUCGCUCACUCUGAUCCGGGUCAUCCUAUGAUGUUCUCGUUCGAGCUCCGAGACAUCACUGUGACUGGAAAUGAGGGUAUGCAGAUCAUCCGAGGGGCUCAUUCGAGAGGCACUAGUCUGCUGCAGUUCCGAGGGCAGGAUCGGAUCAUGCAGCACAAUGGUCAGAGAUGGCACAUAUACGAUGCGGUUACAGUAAAUUUGGCGCCUAUUGUGGUCAAUUCAACUCAACAGAUGUUUGAGGAGGUCUAUGCCUUCAUUUUUUUGGACCCAACUGGAGAGGACAUGUCCUUGUCCGAUCGAUUCAAGACCAAAGAAGACAGCAAAAAUGAUAAACCGGCAGAGCUCAUUUUCUUCAAGUACAUUAGAUUCGGUGACAUCAACGCUCUGUUCUCAUAUAAGAGUAAGAGGAUGACUCUCAAGGACGUGUCUCUGAAGGUUCGUCACUAUGUCCGGAAGAGGAGGCUGUGGACUUGGCGAGAUUGUCUCGAUGAAUGGGGCAGUGCCUCACUAAGUCAUCAAAGUGAUAGCGAAGUCCAGUGUAAGUUACUGGCCGAGGAGCACUUGGCCCAGUCCAGUAUUGUCUCGAACAGCAGUAACCCGCCCGAGGAAGACAACAGCGAUGUUCGAUAUAGGGCGCGUUGUCAGCUCUUCCUCAAGCUCGCAUUAGCCUUAGUAGCGACCAUGAUCACUAUGAUAUACUUUCUUUGGGGCCCCCCAAUAUGCCAUCUCGGAUCGAAUCGUCAACUCGACAGGACCCUAGCGGCCUCACCGACGUGCAGCCAUCUGAUAUGGGAUACGUAUCAUCCACUUGCCGCCCAGUCAGGCGCAAUGAGAAUCCUCACGAAGCAUCCCGACCUCAAUCGCGCAUUUGAUGCAUCUCUCACGGGGAUCGACUCUGAUGCCCGCGAAAGCUCGUUCGUUGCAUCGGUCGAAGCGACGGAGCUACCACCCAGGAUGCCAAUCCGACGCGUGGCUCAGCACGGAUUCGUCGGAGUUGAGCGUCAACAGUACUUCCAGGACACAUUUACUUACCUCUUCAAGGUUCGCAGCUUCCGAAUCCAUCUUGGGAAUCGCAAGCUGCCAGCUCCCCGAGACCUCAUCAGACGGUCGGGCGUCGAUUUCUUCGAGGUUGUCCUAUGCAAAGUCCGUCUUGGUCAGACUGAGAUUCGGGUCGCAUCCUCGGGGGAAGCGGGAUCUUGUGCGGCAAGCCCUUUCGAUGGACGGCCACCGCCAGCUCUCCUGCAAGGACUUCCUUGUGACAUUUGCGAGACCAACUGUUCCACAUUAUGGUGCGUGAAUGAUGAAGCGAGGCUCUGUAAAGAGUGUGACUACCGCCUUCAUGAAGUGGGGAAGCUUGGUGAGGAGUUAUUGAGACACAUGAGAGAGUCUAGUAUGAUCAUUCGGCAGCGCCACGUGCGAGUCCCAAUCAAUGAGAGACCUGGCACGGACACAGGAGUGUGCCAUCUCGCCCCCCUUCGAGACGGGGUGGAGGAACUCCCCGCGGCUUGGUGGGACAGGAAGCUCGAGAUCCCGGUCAGUAACAUUGCGAAGGAAGAGCAAUAUCCCAUCAAUCUCGAUCAAGCUCGCUUACAACCGCUCGUCGCGGCCUACCAAGAGGCAGUUUCAAUAGACUCGAACAAAAGUGAACCUCGUUUGGAUACCAAGUUUGGACUUCCAUUCAUGGGACCAAGACAGUGCACUAACGUCCAUCUCAGGGAAUUCCUUCUAUCUCUGCUGCAUGAGAUAGACAGUCUAGCAUCCCAGCUUGAAAGGGAAAGCGGCGUUUCUGUUGACACACGAUUACGGACGGUUCAUAGCCAUGCGAUGCAAAAGCUGACAUUCCAUUGUGAAAAGGUCAUGACGGAUCUUCUAACCGCGGAGGAGACCGCCCAGAAUCAUCUCAACAUCUUGAAAUGGGCUAGGGAGCUUGUAGCCCCGCAACAGGAGCUCAUGACUCCCAAGGUCUGGCUCGAGCUGUGGGUGGAGCACUACCGGCUCCUCAAGGACCUGGCGGAGUCGAUAAACGCUGACGUUUCAUCACAAGAGAAGAUUGCUGAACCUUCUCAUAUCGUUGAGAAGUGCUCCAUGAAGGUUGAACUAUCGAUGAGCAAUGAGCCGACAAUGGCUUCCUCUCGCACAUACUAUUCAGCUCAUUGA
Perkinsus marinus ATCC 50983 is the source of this 8748-nucleotide messenger RNA. RefSeq lists its product as hypothetical. The coding region runs from base 1 to 8748 and encodes 2915 amino acids. The transcript has 13 exons. NCBI's taxonomy places the organism in Eukaryota, Perkinsozoa, Perkinsida, Perkinsidae. The record is from RefSeq and is a predicted model, not a curated record. Gene Ontology annotation, cellular component: cytoplasm. Gene Ontology annotation, biological process: protein phosphorylation. Gene Ontology annotation, molecular function: protein serine/threonine kinase activity; ATP binding.